Molecule: messenger RNA, 2298 nt
Organism: Salvelinus sp. IW2-2015
Lineage: Eukaryota; Metazoa; Chordata; Actinopteri; Salmoniformes; Salmonidae
Source: RefSeq, a predicted model, not a curated record
GUGGAGCCCGGUCAAGCCCCCGGGUGGACCGUGGAGGCCGGCCGACCCAGGUUCACCCAGGCCCCAGGAGGGAGCUGUUACCCAGGCCCGGAGCAGAUCAGGGGCAGGGAGGGUAGCAGGCUGGAGGGUGCUACCCAGCUGGAGGUUGCCCGGGCGGGGAGCAUUAGGACAACGUGUCCGCGCUCCGGAGCUCUUCCCUGGAGAUCAGAGAAGAAGGGAUCAGAAUCAGAAGAAGGGAUCAGAAUCCUACGGGAACAACUGGAUACUGCACAGAAGGAGCUGAAGCUGAAGGAUAAGGAGUGUGAGCGUCUGUCGCAGGUCAGAGAUCAGCUGGAGCAGGAGCUGGAAGAGCUCACUGCCAGUCUAUUUGAGGAAGCUCACAAGAUGGUGCGUGAAGCCAACGUGAAACAAGCUGCAGCAGAGAAGCAGCUGAAGGAGGCUCAGGGCAAGAUUGAUGUCCUUCAGGCGGAGGUGUCCGCCCUGAAGACCAUGGUCCUGACAUCCACCCCGUCUUCCCCCAACCGCCAGGCCCACCCUCAGCUCCUCUCCCCGGGCACGAGGUCCAAGGGAGCCAGCCCCCGCCAUGGAGGAGGACACACGCGCAACAAGAGCGCCAGCUGGGCCUUGCCAUUGGCCCCUGGUGGGAACUUAGACCCGCCCUCUGUCUCCCUGCAGCCAGUCAGAGAGGACAAAGAGAUGGACAACGUGCUGUAUGCAGAGUUCCUGACCUGGAAAGACAGCCCUAGUCUGGACAGAACGUCAGCCUUCCGCCGUAUCUACAGAGAGGACAUCAGCCCCUGUCUCUCCUUCACCAAAUCUGAGUAUUUGUCUCAGUCGGUACAGAGUGCAGUGGAGAACAACUCUCUGACCAUCGAGCCGGUGGCCGUGUCCGCCGUACCCAUGGUCAAAGCCAACGCCAUAGAGUGUGGCGGGCCCAAUGGCCUGAGAGCAGCAGUAGAAACGAAGUGUGCGUUGAGCGGCAUGUCCCGGUCCUGUAAGCAUCGCAUCAAACUUGGAGACCGAGAGAGUUACUACUACAUCUCUCCCUCCAGCAGGMCACGGAUCACAGCUGUGUGUAAUUUCUUCACCUAUAUCCGUUACAUUCAGCAGGGCCUGGUCAGACAUGAUGCGGAGCAGAUGUUCUGGGAGGUGACACGUCUACGGCGGGAGAUGACUGUGGCCAAGUUGGGCUUCUACCUCACAGACACCGACCAGGGAUAGAAGACAGACAAGAGGAGACGUCAUCGUUAGACCUGGGUCAUGUUCAUUAGGGCACACCGUAGCAAAAAUGUUUGUUUUUUUGCUCGACGGACCAUGUUUUGCAAGCGCUUCGUAUUGGAUAAGUUCAGAUAUUACCACUCGUUUAGGGACGCUUUCUURCGUUUCAUGCCUACUGAACACGACCCCUGGGAUAGAAGGCAGGAGCUACAUGAUCACCAGUACCCUUUUUUACACUGUCCGGAUAACCCAACCCAGAAARAAAACUGGGCUGGUUUGGCUCAGUAGUGUGAAAAGUCCUCAGGUGGACACGCAGAACACAGAUCACGGAUUUUAUUGAGUAGGAGAGCGAUUUCAAGRGUGUCUAAGGGAAGCAGAAAUGACACCACUAGCUUUGCAAUUAGAUUAGCCURGUACAAAUCAGCCCGAUCUGGCGAGCUACACGGUAGCGAAAAAAAACCAUUGUAGCAAAACAGAAUGUAAGCUUGUGAGAUCAGUAUAGUUCGUACGAUGCUAACAGUUAGAGCUAGUUUAUAAAGUAAAUAGCUCUAUGACAAUAUUAUGACACUACUAACAAAGACAUGCAAUGGAUAGCAUCGUAUAUAUGGACAGUAGCGUAUGUGAUUAUCAAUCAAUAUAACCAUAGAAAUUCUGUUUAUUAUUAUGUAAAAUUGACAAGUGGUUACACAGCUGAUCUUAACCGGCACAGAUUGAAACUAUAUACGGAUGUGUCAUGCUGCCAACACUAAUAUGGGUUGAAUCCUAACUGGUUAAUCACACAGAUGUUUUACGUUGGAGUUCUGACCAAUAGAGAACUAUGCUGCUCACUUUUCAUUCUAACAGCUGUCCUAGUCUUACGUGUGGUCUCCUCUCACCUUAACAACCAGACUACGUACGUGUGGUCUCCUCUCACCUUAACAACCAGACUAGGUACGUGUGGUCUCCUCUCACCUUAACAACCAGACUACGUACGUGUGGUCUCCUCUCACCUUAACAACCAGACUACGUGUGGUCUCCUCUCACCUUAACAACCAGACUACGUACGUGUGGUCUCCUCACCUUAAACAACCAGACUACGUA